AUGUCACUGGGCACUUUAAAGAAGACAGAGGGGCGAGAAUGAGGAGACAGAGGGAUGAGCGACAGACAGAAAGAGAGAGAGAGGGAGGGAGAUAGCACAAGAGAAUGAGAUAGUGAUGUGUGAGUAGAGAGACAGAGGGACAGAGAGAGAGACAAAAGCAAAGGACUUUUUCUAAACUCGUCAGUCCAGCAGAGGAGACUGAAAUGUGUUUCCUCUCAGGGACCCCCUGCUACCUUUACUGACCGAAGCUCAACAGUCAUAUCAUGUUCAUGGCCAUGGAGAUCCUGGUGUCCUUACACGUCCUGGCGGUUCUGUUUUCAGUGAAUGCAGCACACUCUCACUCUCACAAAGGCUCGCAAGGACUCUCCUGCGUGAAUGACUUUGUCAACAAUGUCAGCUGUACGUGGGACAGCUCUCACAUGGCUCCUGGUGUGGACUGCUGGAUCAUUGGUGUCAAGACAACCUGGAUAGUAAAGAACCACAUAAGUUAUCAGGGAACGAUUAUUCGAAGCUGCAAGCUGAAACAACACCGAAACUCUACUUCAGGUUGCAGUUUUGUCUUUGAAAAUCAAAAGUUCAACCCUUUUAAAGACAUGCCCUACAUAAGUGUGGAGUGUAACGGGACCAUGGUGGAGAACCUCACAAACUAUACACCGUACAAUCACAUCAAAUUGCAUCCCCCGGGUACCCCCAAUGUCAGCAGCACUGCCAAUGAGACUAGGAUAUCAUGGAGCCACGGCAGUCCUCCCUCUGACUACCUAAAAUCCUUUCACUUCCAAGUUCAGAUCAAACAGAAGAACAAGUCAUGGAACGAGGCCAGCACUCUGAUCACACUAGAACAAGAGCUAAGCAUACCUACUUGGCAACUAAAGGGGCACUGCCAGGUCAGGGUGAGAGUCAAACCUACUGAGGAACCGCACAAUAGCCACUGGAGCAAUUGGAGUCCAACAACAUCCUGGUUUAGUGCGACAGACAAGGUGGCAUUACAGGAUCAAGAGUGGCACCUGGGUCUGACAUCACUGCUAACAUGGGGAAUAAUGUUCAGCUUGGGUAUCAUCGUUGUAACGCUAGUCCUCUACAUGACUUAUGCGAGCAGAAGGUUCCUCAAAGGAAAGCCGUUACCAAACCCUUCUAAAUACUUUCACACUCUCCACUCUGUACACGGAGGAAAUCUAAAGAAAUGGAUGAAUCCUCAGUCGGCUUCUGAGUCAUUCUUCACAGCCCAUCCAUGCGAAAUCAUCUCCCCGGUUGAGAUAUGCGAAAGCUGGGAUGUUGUCUCCUCCACCUCUCCCUCCUCCAGCUCCACCAGUGUCCUGCUUCACUUCAGGAGUGACCCCUCGGCCGGCUCAGACACCAGCGGGGUCGUUGACAAUUCCUCCUCCUCUUCAUCCUGCUUCUCCAACAUGGGCUACUUCAUGUCCAGCACCUCAGGCAGCUCAGCACGAUCUGACCCCAAUCCUGCUUACUUCACCUAUCAGGAUGAUUUCCACGGUCUACACAACAGCCUCAACCUUCGCCUCUCCCUCCGCCCUUCCCACGACAACUCUCGCACCUACGAGAGCUUGAAGAGGGAACCGCAGAGCCCUGACUCUGGCUUUUGCAUCGGAAAGGAAGAUGAAGAAGGCAGGGAAGAUGAAAGGUUUGCUAAUGUAGAAGAGGAAGAGGUUUCACAUGAUAAUCCGAGCCCUCCUCUUCUCAUUCUCCCUCUUCAUCGUCUUUCUCAGAUGUGCCCAACCUCCUCUGCUCCACCCCCUCCUAACGCUCCCAGUCUAAUUCUGAUAUCCUCUGAUAGCCAACAGGUGGACGAACCUGUGGCAGCUGCUUUUGGCAACUAUGCGGCCUGGCCUAUGGCUGGUGCCAUGUGCAGGUCUUCCUCCAUGCCUAUGGAGCCCUGCAAAACAGGGUAUCUGACCCUCAAAGAGCUACAGACAACAUUCAGCAAUAAAUCUAUCUGAAAAAUCAGUAAUGUAUCUGAAAGAAUCCCUGUUCGAUUACCAGUUUUUCAUUGAAUGUGUUUACAUUACUUAAGUUCCAUGAUUAUUAUGCUUGAUUCAGUUUUUGGUCAUUUAGGGAGAGCAGAACAAGCUUAUGUCGUCUUAGCAAACAGUUGCCUACUUAUACAUCCAACAGAAGCUGAGCUAUAUUAGCAUUUAUGUUAUGUUAUGUUUCUGACCACUUGAUGAAUGUAAAUCCAAUAUUUAUUCUCUUCUUUGCCCUGUUUCAGUGAAAUAUUUGGCUCCGUAGCUGUUAACUGUUUCACUAUGUCCCCCAGUUAACCACCAGCUGGCUGUUGUUUGGUACUGGAUAAUCUCAUGUACAGAGAACGUUUUGGCUCCAAAAAAAGCUUCUGCUGCUUAAAACAAUGUUAACAAAACCGGUCAGAGUGAACCAAAACAGUAAAGUUUUUGGCUGGAAUUCCAAAACAGUAAGCGAAACUCGCAGAUCCGUUCUUUGGGGCUCAAGGUUACUGCAGGGUUGGGUGAUAAUUCUGUGCUGGUACGCCUCAAGUGCAAACCCUUUCACAUUACACAGAGCCAUUUGAUCAACUGUAUAUAUUACAAAACAAAUGAGUGGAGCAGCUUUUAAAUACAAUUUAAUUGUGUUGCUAUAUAUUUCCUCCAAAUCAACAUUUGAUUUACUUUGCUUACUGAGAACAAUACUUGUACAGGAUUUUUGGGGAAAAGAUAAUAAGGCCUGUAAGUGGAAACAGGGUUCCAAUGAACAGUCUGACACAGCAUCGUUAAAGAAUAACCUGACCUUGAAUAAAAGGGAUAGAGUCAGAUAUAUGAGGGAGACUAAAAGUUAACCAGUUGUAUAUACUGUUCAUAGCCAUACUGACUUGGACUGCUGGGUCAUUAUUUAGCCGAUAUACUGUAUAUGUAGAAUUGUGUACAAUACCUCAUUGUUGAAUGUGUACAAUACUCUGGGACUCCUAAGUAUUUUUUUUUUCAGUAUGCUUCAUUUAUAUAAAUUUUAAAAUGCAUACAAAGUAGCAUUGCAAAUCAAAGCAAGUUGACAUUACUUUAAACAUUACUUUUAAAAACAGACAAAAAUACAAUUUUAGGUUGCUUUUAAUUACUUUAACUUUAAUCUUACAAAGACAUAUGUUGUGAGAGCUCCUUAAAAUUUCUAAUAUCAUCCUAAAAAAAAAGAAAUCUUCAUUUCUGCAGGCAGAAUCUGGGAUUUUGAAAGCAGGGAAAAGUGAUUUUAGACGUAUUUUGAUUAUGUACAUUGUGAUAAAUUACUUAUAAUAGAGAACAUAUUGCUUGAGAGUUAAAUCAUGCAAAGACAUUGUUGUGAAUGAUUUAUGUUAUUGCUUGCAUGACCCAAGUUUCAGGGCAUGAAAAUGACCAACAUUUAAGCUUUUAAUUGAGUGAUUUGAGUCUAUACUGAUCUGCUGUCAAAAGAAAGGCAGCUCGUUUGCCACUGAUGUUUUUGGUAUUUAAUCUAUUUUUUUGGUUUAUUUUAAUAAAUAAUUUCAUGCUGUUUAAGAGAUCGAUUUGAAUACCUUAUGAAUCAGAAUUAUUCAUUGUUUCACAAACAGAUUAUCCACUUGCUAAAGUUUAAUAAACAACUGGUUUAGUGUAGACAAGUAUUAGUAUAAUAUUUAUCAGGUCGCUAUUUCUGGAUUCAUGUUAAUCAUUGAGGUCAGUGGUAAAUGUUGCUGCUCUUGCUUCUACACAUGCAGUAUAUUUCCGAUGCACACUGUUGUAACAUCUGUGCAGAGACCAAACAAAAUAAAACUGCUGGUAGAAAUGGGUCACCCUUUGACUUCCUGUGUCGUUGUGGAAUGAGGGCUGAGGGGUGGGCAUGUGUAAGAGUGUGAGAAGCAGAAUGAGCUGUGUGCGUGUAGUUUUGAGUGUUGACAUGUCCUGUCAGGUGGUCCUGGUGGUGUGUGAGAGAGUGAGAAUGUGUAUUAGAGUGUGGUUUGACAUUUAACUCAGAUGGAACCAGCGACAUCCGUUCACCUCACAGAGAACAUACGAUAUUUAGCCAUGUCAGUAAAAAACAACACAGAUGUUGCUUUUCAUCAGUGUUCAGUGUUUAAUCUCUUCAUUUCAUGUCACAAGAGCUCUGUUAUACCUCAUACACAAAUGAUGUCAAACUUUAUUGAACUGCACACAAAGUAGUGAUAUUUGUCAUAAAUGGAGCACUCUCAUGUGUCAGCUGAGUGUCGUAGUACUCACAGCCUUUUUUUUCAUGGCCCAUUAUGCUGACCCAAAUGGAAAAAUGAUGCAGUAAAGUGAGAGCUGGCAUGUCUCUGUUUUUUGUAAAUCAGACAUCUUUCUGGGUCACCAAUCAAACUCAAGCCAAUGGGUUAUUUUCACCCAGUGUUAGACACAACACGCUAAAGUUUUAACUUUUCUCAUAAAUGCGUUGUGAGUUGUACAAACGUGUAUGUGACAAUCAAAACUGUAUUAGAUACACAUGCUAUUAACGGUCAGUCACAAAUAAUGACGUGAGUUAAUAAAGAGCUUGAGUAAGUUAUAACACAUUGCAACCAUACCAUAUUUAGAUUGGGGAAAAAACACAACAGUUCUAUGAAAACUGUUAUAUUUAAUGAUGUAUUUAACAUAAAACUAGCGCCUAGGGGCAAAUACAAUGUUUUCUUCCGAGGAAAUUUUGCAAGGGCACCUUUUUAAAUUAACGUUAGGACAGGCCGUCACAUUGAUUAAGAAACUUUUUUAAAAAACAAUAAAGGUAGUGCAGUAAAGGAAAAUAUUUGAAGUGGGGAGUAAAAUGCAUUUCUUUCAUAAAAAUAAGUAACAAAGUGUGCAAAAACAAACUGUUAUAUCGCUUUUAAACUUUUGGAGAUGUAUCAAAAAUAAAAUUUUAACUCCAUUUAACCCUGUGGUGCUCAAGAUUUUAAAAUGUAUCUAUUAAACUAGACACUCCAAGCUCCACAAUAAUAGAAACAGUUUUUAAGAUUUAUUCAGAUUAUUGAAAUUCUUUUAGUUUUUAAGUUAUUCUCAUUUCCAUUCUCGCCAUUCAUUCUCCAUGUAAUUUGCUACAACUCAUAAGAUAAGUAUAAGAUAAUAAUAUAUAUCUUUUGGCUUUGUCUCCUUUGGUCAAUACUUUUAUACUUUAACUUUUUUAUGACAUAGUAUUCUAAGACUUUUUAUGACAUAGAAUAAAAUUACAUUUUAAUCAAUCUUGAAAUCACGGUUGGUCUUUACUGGGUAAACUUAACAAUUAAGAAAUGACUCUGGAGAAAAUGUGAGUGAACAUAAUUGCUGGCUAAGUUGACCUGAGCUUGAAGACUGGAUAACUGUUCCCAUAAUGCUGUUUUUACUCUCAUAAGCCAUGUAAC
This is a messenger RNA of Anoplopoma fimbria (sablefish), 5311 nucleotides long. It is a transcript of the gene il2rb, whose product is annotated as interleukin 2 receptor, beta. The record is from RefSeq and is a predicted model, not a curated record. Gene Ontology annotation, cellular component: external side of plasma membrane. The transcript is spliced from 10 exons. Gene Ontology annotation, molecular function: cytokine receptor activity; protein binding. Lineage: Eukaryota; Metazoa; Chordata; Actinopteri; Perciformes; Anoplopomatidae. The coding region runs from base 264 to 1955 and encodes 563 amino acids. Gene Ontology annotation, biological process: immunoglobulin mediated immune response; cytokine-mediated signaling pathway.